GGCCUGGACGAAGGCGGGGAAGCUCUUCUGCAGUUUAGGUUCCGUGUACAGUUCUACGUGGAGACCCACCUCCUCCUCAGGGACCGGGUGUCGCGGCUGCACUACUACCUGCAGCUGCGGGAUAACGUGGUGGCGUACACUCAACCCAUCAGCGAGGAGGCGACGUUCCUGCUGGCGGCCUACGCGCUGCAGGCUGACCUCGGGGACUUCUGCGAGGACCAGCACCAGGGACACUAUUUCGACCCCAACCUCUACUUCCCGCCAUGGGUGGUGGAGCGCGUGGGGCUGACGUACAUCAUGGAGCACGCGCCGCACAUGCACCGCGACAACCUGGGGCUGACGCAGGCGGAGGCCCACGCCCAGUACAUCCGGGAGGCGUCGCAGCAGGAGGCGCCGCACAACCUCCACAUUUACCAGCUGCGCUACAAGAAGCAGGACCCUUCGCCGCAGGUCGCCCUCGCCAUCUGCGCCAAAGGGGUCGAGAUAUACGAGGAGGAGAUGGGGCCCAUCACCCCGUCCCGCAAGCUGAUCUCAUCCUUCCAGUGGUCCAACAUCGGGAAAUUAUCCUUCGAGGUAAGUCCUGUUCUUGUCCUUUUGUUGCCACGACGUCGGUUUUUUUAUCGGGUCGUGUGGCUCCGCGAUUUUCGGGAUUCAUUAAGGGUGCAGUUCUGCUAUUUUAAGGGAUGGUUUUCGACGCCGGGUCAAGGUAUUAAGGGUGUACUCUCUUCUUUCCUUUUUUAGGGAUGCUUUUAGACGUAAGGAAGAAGUGCGAAUGGAAGGAGUCGAUCAAAGCUCGUAGAUAAUGACGAGUGCGUCGAUAUAGCGAAGAAAAGGAAAUUAUCUGUUUUGCAUCCGUGCAUUUCCAAAAGCACCAGUCGGGCUUCACAAUCGUCGAUUAAAUGUGAAAAUCACAAAUUUUUCCCUCGACAGUUUGCGUACUUUUUUAUACCAAAACAGAGUCAACAAAGAAGCUUUUAAAGAGAUAGAAAAAAAGAAGAGAAAAAAAAGAAAUCGAAGGUCCCACUGUUUAGCCAAACUGGAUCAAUGUUGCACGACUGUUUGCAAUGAGGGCGUGUCGGCUCUCUUGCUAGGCGAUUUCGCGGGUCAUUCCUCCAGUAGAAGCCGGUUGCGAAAGCCGUGUCUCUCCGCCGUGUGCUGCCUCGGCGGGACCAAAGGAGGGAAGGCAUGAAAAUGCUGCUUAGAGGAGCGAACGGGAGA
Messenger RNA from Penaeus indicus, 1218 nucleotides. Its product is annotated as FERM domain-containing protein 6-like. The annotation marks the transcript as partial. The record is from RefSeq and is a predicted model, not a curated record. The transcript has 4 exons. Lineage: Eukaryota; Metazoa; Arthropoda; Malacostraca; Decapoda; Penaeidae. Gene Ontology annotation, cellular component: cytoplasmic side of apical plasma membrane; cytoskeleton. Gene Ontology annotation, biological process: positive regulation of hippo signaling.